AUUCAUUAAGUUUUAGAAGAACCCACACUGAGUCUACUACUUUCAAUGGAGCCAGAAUCUGGAAUCUCCAUUCCUUCUCCUCCUCGAAAUCCUUCCCCGCUUUCGUGGGUCAAUCUCUCCAGGAACCUAAUAUUAGCAUAUCAGAGCUUGGGGGUGGUGUAUGGAGACCUGAGCACUUCGCCUCUUUAUGUUUACUCUAGCACGUUCAUAGGGAAGUUGCAGAACCAUCAGAAUGAAGAUGCAAUAUUCGGAGCAUUUUCCUUUAUUUUUUGGACCCUUACAUUGAUACCCUUUCUUAAAUAUGAGUUUAUUGUGCUGAGUGCAGAUGAUAACGGAGAAGGUGGCAGUUUUGCUCUCUACUCGCUUCUUUGUAGGCAUGCUAAGUUUAGCUUGCUUCCCAAUCAGCAAGCAGCUGAUGAAGAGCUAUUUGCCUAAAAAUAUGGCCCCUCAGCACAGACCACUGGUUUUCCAUUGAAGCGAUUUUUGGAGAAGCAUAAAAGGCUAAGGACAGCCCUUCUUGUUGUGGUACUCUUCGGUGCUGCUAUGGUCAUAGGUGACGGCGUGCUCACUCCAGCAAUAUCAGGUAGAUAUUAAUAUGGCUAACUAAAGUUGAAUAUUGCAAAUUCUUAGGUUAUUAUCUUUGUGGCUGUGCAUUAUACAGUUUUAAUACUUUUUCUUUCCUGGAAUUUUUCUUUACCAUACAUGAAGCGCGU
Messenger RNA from Hibiscus syriacus, 713 nucleotides. Its product is annotated as potassium transporter 4-like. Gene Ontology annotation, molecular function: potassium ion transmembrane transporter activity. Gene Ontology annotation, cellular component: membrane. The transcript is spliced from 3 exons. The record is from RefSeq and is a predicted model, not a curated record. Gene Ontology annotation, biological process: cell tip growth; potassium ion transmembrane transport. Bases 46 to 435 code for a protein of 129 amino acids. Lineage: Eukaryota; Viridiplantae; Streptophyta; Magnoliopsida; Malvales; Malvaceae.